Messenger RNA from Hermetia illucens (black soldier fly), 1320 nucleotides. RefSeq names its product lysosomal acid phosphatase-like. Gene Ontology annotation, molecular function: phosphatase activity. Gene Ontology annotation, biological process: dephosphorylation. The record is from RefSeq and is a predicted model, not a curated record. The coding region runs from base 90 to 1253 and encodes 387 amino acids. The transcript is spliced from 6 exons. NCBI's taxonomy places the organism in Eukaryota, Metazoa, Arthropoda, Insecta, Diptera, Stratiomyidae.
AGAAGUGGCAUCACAUUAAACCGACUCACCGUCCCUGUUAAAGCUAGAUUAUUCUGAAAGCUACCAGAUAGUUGAAAUUCUUAACUGAAAUGGGUUUGACUAUUUUCGCUAGCCGAAACUUGAUAGUAUUCGGUAUUUUAAUACUGAGUGGGGUAAACAGGAUCAGUGCCACGUUCUUGCCGGGCUGCUCGCAAUGUGGAGCAGGAGAAUCGACUUUGAAAGCUGUUUCAAUGCUUUUCCGGCAUGGAGAUCGAUCACCAGCGUUAACUUAUCCAUUAGAUCCUUACCACGAUUAUCCUUGGCCAGGUGGUUAUGGAGCUCUGUCGCAGAGAGGGUCUCGAGAAUUAUAUGGCUCCGGAUUAAUAAAAUCCACUCGAUAUUCAUCCCUGUUUUCUACUAAUUGUGAUGCGGACGCUACGUGCACUUUGGACCUUAAUAAAAUUUUGGUAUUAAGCAGUGCAAUUCAGCGGUGUGUUGACAGCGUUGAAAAUUUCCUAAAUGGUUUUACUCGUGUCCAAUGGCCCUCAAGUCUAAUUAACGUCAUACCACAAGCUCAGGAUGAGAUGUUAGCUGUACCUGGAAAGUCCUGUCCUUUAUACGAAAACAUCAUAACAACCGGGCCUAGUUUGGAUGCUCCUGAAUUUAAGGCAAUCAUUGAUUUCGAAUCAACAGAGGGUCAAGAAUUUUUGGCUUAUUUGCAGAACAACACUGGCUUUCCAAUAGGAUCGUCCGCUGUUCUGAUGGGUAUUGAGGAUGUUUUAUUGAUUGAAAAAGACAACAAUCUUGAAUUACCUGCUUGGACUGAUUCUGUUUUUGAACAAUACCUCGUACCACUCACUUCCAUUAUAUUUGACUUGUGGGGCUCUUCGCAAUACAUGAAAAUUCGCAGCUCAACUUUAUUUAAGGAUAUGACGGAUAGACUUGAUAAUCUAAUAGCAGAAUCCGAUGAACAAAAUAUUUUACUGUAUUCAGCUCAUGACGCAACUGUUGGUGGAAUGCUUCAUUUCCUUGGGAUUCGGGAUCAGACUGUCGCCAGGCCAUCCUAUGGAGCCUCGCUUAAUUUGGAGCUCCAUGAAAGUUCAGAUAUUGAGGACGAUUUUGAAGUGAAGUUAGUCUAUUUUAAGACAUACGACGACCAGAACCCAAUUGAAGUCAACAUUCCAAACUGUCAAGCGCCAUGUCCUUACAAGCAAUUUAAGUGGAACAUUCAACCUAACCUUAUAAACGACUAUGAUAGUGCAUGUUCACAAUGAUGAACUGACAAACGUUGGUUAUUAACGCGUGGUUUAUGACCUGUUUAUUAUGAAAACUUAAAUCGUU